Sodiomyces alkalinus F11 is the source of this 5989-nucleotide messenger RNA. RefSeq lists its product as hypothetical. Lineage: Eukaryota; Fungi; Ascomycota; Sordariomycetes; Glomerellales; Plectosphaerellaceae. The transcript has 8 exons. Gene Ontology annotation, cellular component: nucleus; nuclear RNA-directed RNA polymerase complex. The record is from RefSeq and is a predicted model, not a curated record. Gene Ontology annotation, molecular function: zinc ion binding; helicase activity. Gene Ontology annotation, biological process: regulatory ncRNA-mediated heterochromatin formation. Bases 1 to 5880 code for a protein of 1959 amino acids.
AUGGCCUUGUCGUGGCGUCGUGGAUCCGGGGCUUCGUCCAACCGAGGGGGUGGCCCUGGCCGGGGACGUGAUACGCCGUGGCGAAAGGCGAGAGGUGAUGACACGAAAACCCCAAGCAAAGGCGUCUGUCAUUUCUUUCAGAGAACAGGUUCUUGUCGUUUUGGGACCUCUUGUCGAUACUCUCACGACCUCGAGACGUCAAACGAGCGACAGUCAACCAGUGGAAACGGCACUCAUCCCACCCAGUCCUCUCGUCAGGAGUUCGACUUUCAGGAUCAAUACGGGGAUGUCAAGAGACUGCUUAGACCAAACCGUGGUCGCUCACUGUUCAAUUCCUCCACGCAACCUUCCCGACAGGUUUCGAAUACCGAUGCCUAUAAGUUCUGGACAAACGCUGUUGCCAUCCUAGACGAAGAUAACCACCAGAUACACCACCUUCUCGCCAAGGACCUGGUCAACGAUAAUCUCAGGGGCCACGAGUACAUGGCAACUAGUAUGAACAUGGAUGACGGCGAUAUAGAUAGGUCUGUCAUCUCUGCCAUGGCUUAUCUGAAGGUCAUCACCCAUCCCGCGCUGCUGGAUCCCAUCUCCAUCGACGGCUUUGUCGGUGAGAUCUACACCUUCUUCGGUGGCGCAAACGGAGACAGGGCCAUCUCCUUUCUGACCAAAUUAUGCGACCGACUGCGAAGAUACUACGCUUUUUAUUGUGCUGAACCGAGCCUGGAGUCAAAGUUCGAAACCAAGAAUACGACUGUCGCCUUGCUCAUGCUCGAGGCUCUUUCCCAGCUCCUCCAUCGACAGCUUCGUGUCUGCUUCAACGGAGAUCUAAACCCACUCGUGAACCAACUGGAGCAGCUCUCGGCCGAAUCUGACCUCGAUGCCAACACAGCCAUCCCCGCGCGUCUCGCAUGGCUGUGGCAGUUGUUGAAGCGGGAACAGGCUCGAGUAGCUGCCGACGCCCCGAAUUCGGAAGGGAAAGGCAAUGCACGAGUCCCACAGCACAUGGACCUUCGGUCCAUCCGAGGCCGGCACGACAACGACUUUGCCGACAUCUCUCGGAUCCAGAUUCUCCCCACCUACAGCGAGAUCGACAGCGACGAGACCGAAUAUCUCCCGUCCACCGACCUCACCAGGCCCAACGUCAUCGAAGAUCCGGUUCAGCGCCAUCUGGACUGCGCUUUCCGGCUGCUACGCCACGACAUCUUCGGUCCGGUCAAGGACGCGCUCAAAGAUCUACUGGCCCAAGAUGUUUCGUGCAACCGCUCAGUUCCUCGGUUUAACAGUGACAAGAGUGCUCAGAUCUAUGCAAAAGCGAGCAUCCAACACGUCUUUGUCGAAGGACAUGGGCCGAACCCCCUACAGGCGAGUGUUGUCUUUGAGCUUCCGUAUCAGCUCCGAAAAAAGUCUGUGGACGAACAACGUCGCUGGUGGCAAGACUCCUCUCGACUGGAGGAAGGGGAGCUCGUGGCGUUUAUGUUCCCGGACGGGAAUGAGAAGCGGUUGCUUUUCCUUGAGGUCACCGUGAAGAGGGUUGAGGGUCCGAAAAAGGGGGCCGAGAAGGGAGAGAGGCGGAGCAACACCAUCCGCCUCGUCUCCAAGAAUCAACCGCCCGCUAUCGGCGUCAAGCUCGCGACCCUUUCGGGGGAGAACGUGGCCUUGCUCAUGAAAGCCCACGGUGAGAAGAGUCAAGGUGUCCUCGUCGAGGUGAACGGGUUGAUCCCAGGGACGUUUGUUCCCGUUCUCGAAAACCUCCAGAAGAUGAUGCGCGAGGGGGACAUGGCCCUGCGACGCUGGAUCCUUCCUGGGUCUCCCAAUGAUCCAAACUCCGGGCAGCCAAGCGAGAUCCCGCCGCCGGCAUAUGCUCGUCGCCCUGGGUUCGUCUUCAAUCUCGACCCCAUUACCAAAGGCGAACCCUUAACCAUCGACGCUUCACAGCCAGAUUCCCACAGAAAUAUUGACAUGGGGAAAAUUGAGCAACUUACUGGUCUUGAUCACGGCCAAUGCGAGGGUCUCAUCGCCGCCCUGACCAGGGAGUACGCUUUGAUUCAAGGGCCGCCGGGUACUGGAAAGUCCUACGUCGGUGUUCAACUCAUGAGGGUUCUCCUCCACAACAAAGUGAAAGCAAAGCUCGGCCCUAUACUCGUCAUCUGCUACACGAACCACGCCCUGGAUCAGUUCCUCACACACCUCCUUCACUUUGGCAUCUCCAAGGUCAUCCGCAUUGGCGGGCGAAGCAAGUCUGAAGAGCUCGAAGGGAAGAAUCUCCGGGUCGUCGCCAACGAGCUCGACAAGACGCGGGUCGAGAGACAUAUCCUCGGCAAGGCUCACAGUGAAUUGGAAGAACGCUUGAAAAACGUCGGGCAGAAGCUGAAGCCUCUCCAUAAGUGCCGGAACAGACCGACGUGGGAGGGAUUAGGAAAGUUUCUUUCGAACUACUAUCCAAGGAUUCACGCGCAACUUCAGCGUUUGGACGAGGACGGGUUCGAGCUGGUUGGAGAUGAUCCGUUGGCCGUCUGGCUUGGGAGAAAGUCAAAAGGAUUCAUGUUCAAGACGAAUGACACCACCUCGGCAGUGGAUGUGGAGGAGUUGACUCGUCGCGCCGAGAAUCGCAUCCACUCACUAUCUGAAUCCGAGCGCUGGAUCCUUGCCGAGAGCUGGGCAGCCUCCAUGCGCCAGGAAGAGAGCGAGCGCUUGUUCGAGUUGCUGGACCAGGCGAUGGGCCAUCGACAAACCAUCCACAACGUCCAUGACGACCUGAACCGUCGCGCCCUCCUCCAGGCCGACGUCAUCGGCAUAACCACCACGGGUCUGUCACGAAACAUUGCGAUGCUCCGCCGCAUCCAUGCCAAGGUGGUCGUCUGCGAGGAAGCCGCCGAGGUCCUCGAGCCGCACAUCAUCUCGGCUCUCAUGCCAGGGGUGGAGCACUUCAUCCAGAUCGGCGACCAUCUGCAACUUCGACCGCAGAUUCAGAACUACUCGCUUAGUCUCGAGUCUCACCAAGGCCUCGCCUGGCAGCUUGACCGGAGCCAAUUUGAGAGACGGGCGCUCGGCGAACCGGGAAUGCUUCCUGCCCCGGUGGCUCAGCUUGAUGUCCAGCGACGGAUGCGGCCCGAGAUAUCCCAGCUCAUCAGGGGGAUCUAUCCCAAGCUCAAGGACCACGAUAGUGUCGCGAAAUUGCCGUCCGUUGUGGGUAUGCGGCAUGAUCUCUUCUGGCUGGACCACAAGCACCCGGAAACGUCGAGGGACGACGAGGCUCGCGUGAAAUCCCAUAGCAAUGAGUGGGAGGUGGGAAUGGCGACGGCACUUGUCAAACACCUCGUCCGCCAGGGUGCCUACUCGAGCUCGGAUAUUGCUCUCCUGACCCCCUACACCGGUCAGCUGAGGAAGCUGAGGGCAGCCCUGAGCAAGGAUUUCGAGAUCACCCUCAGCGACCGAGACUUGGAAACACUGGCUCGGGAAGGGGAGGGCAUCAGCGGCGACCAAGAGGAACCCAAAGAGGAAGAGGGCACCGGCAUGCAAAAGGCCCUCCAAAAGAAGAGUCUCAUCCAAACCCUCCGUCUUGCCACCGUCGACAAUUUCCAGGGAGAGGAAGCAAAGAUCAUCAUAGUGUCCCUGGUCCGGAGCAACCAGACCCGCAAAGUAGGAUUCCUCCGCACCGAAAACCGCAUCACCGUUCUCCUGAGCCGAGCCCAGCACGGGAUGUACCUCAUCGGCAACGCCGAGACCUAUCUCAACGUCCCCAUGUGGGAGGGCGUCCACGGCCGGCUUUCCCAGUCAGGGGCCGUCGGCACAUCUAUCUCCCUGUGCUGUCCCCGGCACGAAGACACCCCGAUUCUCUGCUCCACGCCGGAGGAUUUCAUGCAGAAGAGCCCCGAGGGGGGCUGCACGCUCCCCUGCGACCGGCGGCUCGAGCCGUGUGGACACAAGUGCCAGGCGCCGUGUCACUCGCAGUCUUUGCACGACGCUUUCUCAUGCGCUCAACCUUGCCCGCGGAUUCGUACGACGUGCGGGCAUGUUUGCCCCAAGCUCUGUGGGGAGAAGUGCGGACAGUGCCAGGUCUGGGUGAAGGACGUCGUGCUCCCAUGUGGUCAUAUCAAGCAGAAGGUGCGCUGCUUUGAGACUCUCAAUCUAUCCAAGAUUCGAUGUACGGUUAGGGUGAAGCAAGUCGUCCCCAGAUGCGAGCACCACGUUGAAGUCCCGUGCUACAGGGACGUCAAGGCUGAUACGUUCUCGUGUCCUACGCCGUGCCUGGAAUUCCUGGCAUGUGGACAUCAGUGUCCCGGGGUCUGCUCGACCUGUCGAAAGGAGGGGGAGAAUGGCGCCGUGGGGUUCGAACACGGGAAGUGCAAGAAGACCUGUGACCGUCCGUUUGGGACCUGCAAUCACCGGUGUUCCAGGGUCUGCCAUGACGGUGAAGAGUGUGGAAGCUGUGAGCAGAAAUGCGAGGUCCGCUGCCCUCACUCUCGCUGCAGCUCUACCUGUAGCAAGCCAUGUUCCCCCUGCAUCGAGAAAUGCACCUGGUCCUGCAAGCACAAAAAGGCCUGCACCAUGCCGUGCGCCGCUCCUUGCGACAGACUUCCAUGCAACAAGCGCUGCGACAAGACUCUCUCUUGCGGAUAUCCAUGUCCCAGCUACUGCGGCGAAGAGUGUCCCACGGACACGCGGUACUGUCGAGUGCGCGGCGACCAAGGGGACGCCUGCGUCGAUCUGCUCGAGAUGAAGAGAUACUCAGAAGUCGACCUUAACGAGAACCCCGUUAUCUUCCUCGGCUGCGGACACUUCUACACGGGAGAGACGAUAGAUGGACAUGCUUCCAUGGCAGAAAUACGUCCGAUCCGCCAAUUCUCGACGAGACGGUAUAACCGCGCGAUCAACAAAGCUGUCAUGGACGAGACGGCGAAGCGAUUCCUCACCAACGGCCUUCGAGGGAUCCAAGAACUGGAGAAGCGGUUGGAAGAGGUCCAGGAUGAUCUUGAAAGGGACCCGUCCAAGACAUCCUGGAUAAUGGAGUUCUUUCAAGCCACCAGAAAACGGUACGAGGCCGGUCUCAAGCUGUUUCAUGAUGCUGGGCUAUACCGCAAGGCGAUGGAUCUCGAGCAUCAACCCACGAUGAAGCUUUUCGACGCCAUCCUAACCCGGCAGAGAGAAGUGACCGGCCCCGCGUCUCUGGUAAAGCAGAUCGACGGACUGAACAUCUCGUUGGAGUCGCCACAAACACGCAAAACCUUGCUCGUGUCGGUCCUGGAUCGACAAGUGACCCUGAGAGCAGCUCUGGUGCAGGUACACGCCCACGAAGUGAUCGCACGGGAUCAACUCGCCGUUGCGGGCCAGAAGAAGCCGGAACCAGAGUCCGCAGAAGCCAAAGCCAAACCCACGGGUCUAACAAAGUCACCGGAGACCCUCGCAGAGUUAUGCACAGACAUCAUCACCAAGGCGAAGGAGGCAAAACUCCCCCGCGUCGCAAUCGGCGCCAUGCUCGCCUUUGCGAGACUCAGCAACCUGCAUGCGGAGCUUCGCGAGAAGCGUGAUGCUGCUCUUGAGUACCUUGAGGAUGCUCUGCGCCUCUGCGAUGGCCUGGCGGAUAGUGAGGAGCUUCGAAAAGCGGUCGAAUCUACCAAACAACGGUUGCUUAGCGGCCCACGAUAUGAAGUAGUGACGGAAGAGGAGAGGAAGUCUAUCAAGGCGGCCAUGGUUGGCGGUCCACGAGGCCUUAGCACGAACUCGGGACAUUGGUAUACUUGCGCCAAUGGACAUCCGUUCGCCAUCGGGGAGUGCGGAAUGCCGAUGCAGCUAGCUCGCUGCCCCGAGUGUGGUGCGGUAAUUGGGGGACAGGAUCACGAGCUAGUAGAUGGAGUGUCUCGGGCAAGGGAGAUGGAGUGAUUAACGGAUUCUAUGAUACGGGAUUUGGGCUACGAUGAAUGUUGCAUGCACGUGUGACUUAUAUCUCUUACCGCGCACAGCCUCGGCGUUGAUAUAUCACCCAGGGGCG